AUGCCUCCUCGAACAUCUCUCGUCUCGCGCGCAUCACGCCUUUACUAUGCGUCUCUCGCCUCCUCCACAGCCAUCAACGCGCCCACAUCCGUCCCACCACACCUUCACGCCCUCUAUCAAAGCCUCCUGCACCUUGAGAGCUCGGCCUCUAGCUACAUCGACCUCUCGCGUCUACAACUCGCGCUCCGCUCUCUCGAGUCUGCCGACGCUUUAAUACGGAUAGCUUUUCUCGGACUUGGCGGAAAUGGAAAUCAGGCUGCGAGGAGACUGGUUAGGGUGUUAUUGGCUGACGCGCUGAGCGACGGAGUGGAACAGUGGGAGCGGGAGCUUUUAGAUGGGGUCGAGGGGAGUGUGCUGGUCAAGUACGGGGAGAUGGUGCAAGAUGUGGGUAUUGUGGGUGGUGGCAGAGACGGGAGAGUCAGAGAAUUGAGAGUUCCAUCUCCGCUGCUCAAGAGAUUAGGCGUGGAGAUUUUGGUCACAGGAUUGAAUGCCAGCGAAGAACGUGCGUCUGAUGAGCUGGAAGCUACUAUCCUGGUACCUGCGUUGACGAUUCCUGGGGCUGGAGGGAGGGUCGGCUUUGUCAGAUAUCCGGUCCACAAAGCUGUGGUGGUUACGGAAGGUGUUAGUGGUGCUGUGGAGCUCGGAAGACUACCGAAAGGCUUGCUGAAUGGGCACAUGAUACAGUCUGCGCUUUCUUUGCCUUUACGGAAAGAAGAAGGUAUUCCAAAGAACGAGCGAGAUGGAGACGUGGUGGAUGUGGGCCUAGCCGAGCAUGCGCUGGGACUAUUCAGAGAAAAUAGAGCCAAUGGAGCAGUGUUCAGUCAGGAGUGGCAGGCGAGCAAAGUGGGAAGCAUCACGAACUGGCUCGCGAACAGCACAAAAGUGGACGAGAAGGGAGAUGGACUGAAACCCGCUGUGAGGGAUCUGCUAGGUUCGCUUUUGGUGAAAACACAAUCGGCGGUGGAAAGUGCAGAUUCAAGUUCUUGGGCGAGGUGCUCAACGCUCUCUGUGCCGGAAAGUAAGCGCAUCAUCCUACAAGAGGCUCUCGCUACCUGGUGCAAAGACGCACAUCAAGAUCUGCAAACAAACCUCUCGACAGCUUUUCUUGGACCGGCCUGGAAACGCACGACCUGGUGGCGGCUGUUUUGGCGCAUUGACGAGGUUUCCAUCUCAGCCGCGGAGGUCCUUCGCCGAGGCUGGCUUGUCGAAGCUGAGCAGAGUCUUGCUUUUCUUUCGGGACGCUUACUAGAAUCAGGCGUCGCUACAGAAGCGCAACUGCGAGCCGAACUCAUGCAACUUCCGCCCUUGCUUUCUAAAAUCCGAGAAGAAACUGGCCUGAAUGCACUUUUCAAUCCGCCAUGGCCGCAGACUGUCAACCUCGCUCGGGAACAGAUACUUCACGAAGCAGUACCCGCCUUGCAUGUCAAGGCUCAGCGGUUCAUGCUCGCUGCUCUGUCCACCAUGGGCGGCUCGAGUGCCCUGGCUGCGUGGUUAUGGGUGGCGUCCGGAGGAGUGGCAUUGUAUGAGAGUGGUGCGAUUGCUGCUUUGGGCUUGGUCUGGGCAUUAAGAAGACUUCAGAAAGUGUACGGCAAAGAACGAGAAGUAUUUGCGGGCGCUGUGCGAGAAAACGGAAGAAGAGUACUCGCAGACGUGGAAAGUAGACUUCAGAAGGUCGUGAACGAGGGAGGUCGUGUUGCAGUCAGAGAAGAGGAUAUCCGAGAGCGAGAAAGCGCCAGAAAGGUUGUGCAAGUCACGCGAGAAGCUCUUGGGCAGAUUCAAACCCCGGAAGGCAGAGCUUGAGACUAUGCGUAUUUACCUACCUAGCUAGGCAGUAGGUAGACUUUUGACAGAACUUCACACAACAGUAC
This is a messenger RNA of Sphaerulina musiva SO2202, 1868 nucleotides long. RefSeq lists its product as uncharacterized. The record is from RefSeq and is a predicted model, not a curated record. The coding region runs from base 1 to 1800 and encodes 599 amino acids. NCBI's taxonomy places the organism in Eukaryota, Fungi, Ascomycota, Dothideomycetes, Mycosphaerellales, Mycosphaerellaceae. The transcript has 3 exons.